UGUUUCUCGAAUCCAGUAAACUAAGAAGUCAAUGUCAAAAUUAAUUACUACAAUUAAGUCAUCCGUUAAACGCCAGCUAUACAAGUUAAUUUUCUAUUAUUAAAAUUUAUAGUUUUUUUAAUCCUUAAUCUUAGCUAGCUCAUGUGGACUAAUGAUUUUAUUAAUUUCAUGGAAUCUAUUGACCUUUCACCUUUCAAGAACUGACUUGUUCUUUGAUAGAUCUAUUGUGGUGUCUAUAUAAAUAAUAUGUACAAAUUUUUUGAUGGUGUAAAAUUGUUGACAGUCGGUAGAAUAAUCUUAAAAUAAUAUGGUUGUUGGGAUGUCAUAAUUGUAUCUUUUCAAUACUACAUUGUUAGAUAGAAUUGAAUCAUUACCAGUUUCUCUCUUCGAUAUCUUGUCUCUCUGCAAUUGUUAUUGUUCCUUCAUAUGAUCUGCAAAAUCUUGUAGCAAGAGCAUAAUUUAUUUCUUCUCUUCUCAUUCUGUCUUUGCAGUUGUUUCAUCAUUUUAUCUUCAUUUCAUCUGCAAAAUCUUGUGGUUAGAGCAUAGUUUCUUUCCCUUCUCUUUGUUAUUUUCUACCUUUGAUUAACACAACCUUGUAGCUGAGAGUGUGUGAGGAUGGCUUAUUCUACUCUUGUUUCCCUUGAGCGCACCAUUGAUCAAUUCCUCAAUCACAAUCAAUUUUCCAUUUCUCCUCCUGAAAAAAAACAUAUUAUAUCUCUAGAUAAAUAUGUCCUUUCACUCGAGCUUUUCUUGAGGAUUUUCCGGAGAAAGCCAAGAGUUUGGAAGCAAGAAUGAGUAAUGUAGCAAUGGAGGCGGAAGAUGUUAUUGAAUUGUAUAUGACGGAAAAAAUCCACUACAAUAUUCGAUAUACCCACUGGGUUGCAGAACUAAGAAGAAUCAAGUUUAUAUUCCAGUUGCGCAGAGUAAGAGAUCAAAUGGAUUCAAUCGCCGGAGAGGUGGUGCAGAUCAAAAAUAGCAUCAUUAUCAAAGAUGCACAACUUGAUGGUUAUGUUGGGGCUAGUUCAUCCUCAUCACAAGGUGCAGAAGCUGGAAAAACCAAUAUGGUUGGCUUGAAAGUUGAUUUGAUGGAAAUAAUGAGUAGGCUUUGUGGAGAUUCGCGAGAACUCCAGAUCCUCCCAAUAACUGGUAUGGGAGGUAUUGGCAAGACCACUCUUGCUAGAAAUUCUUAUGAUCAUCCAUUUUCCAUGGUGCAUUUUCAAAUUCGUGUAUGGGUCACAAUAUCACAAGAUUAUAGUGAACAGAGAAUUCUAUCAAACCUCCUAGAUUCCUUGAAAGAAUUCGACAGAGAAAGGGGUAAUAUAUCCAUGGCAGUAAAAGUGUACCAAAUCCUAGUAGGUAGGAGGUUUCUGAUUGUAAUGGAUGAUAUUUGGAGCGCCAAGGUAUUGGAUGAUAUAAGGAAGUUAUUUCCCGACAACAACAAUGGGAGUCGAAUUUUGUUAACCACAAGGCUGGCAGAUGUUGCUGCUUAUGCCAACUCCUCUAUGCCUUCCCAUGAGUUGCAUUUGAUGGAUUCAGAUCAGAGCUGGAAUCUACUACGAGAAAAGGUGUUCGGACGCCAAGAUUCCGUUGCUCCUGAAUUGGAGACUAUCGGAAGGGAGAUUGCAAGGAGUUGUGGAGGCUUGCCCCUUGCAGUGGUGGUGGUUGCAGGAAUCCUAUCUACGGUGAGUAUGACUCGAACAUUGUGGAAGGAAAUUGCCAAAAAUAUAAAAUCGUAUAUUCUUGCCACAACAGAUGGACAGGUAGAAAAGAUUUUAUCUCUGAGUUACAACCAUUUGCCUCAUCAUUUGAGGCCGUGUUUCUUAUACAUGGGAGGAUUUCCAGAAGAUCACGAGAUCAAAGUCAAGAACCUGAUAAGGUUAUGGAUAGCUGAAGGCUUUGUGAAACGGCCAGUUGCAUCAAAAAGCUUUGAAGAAAUUGCAGAAGAGUAUCUAGAGGAUCUUAUCAGGAGAAGUAUUAUUAUUGUUUCCAAUAAUAAGUCUAAUGGCAAAACAAAAAAUUGCAGGCUUCAUGAUCUGCUACGAGAUUUGUGCACAAAGAAAUCACAGGAAGAAAAGUUUCUUGUCCACGUGAAGGGAAGGAAGCUGCUGACAAGCAUGAAAGAUGAGCGCAGGAUACGCAUCUCUCAAUCUGAUGAAACUGAAUCUUUCGCCAACGUUUUUAGCUCAACCAUCCGUACUAUAUUGUAUUUCAAGUAUGAACUCGUCUCUUUUGGGAGUUUUAGAUUGCUCAGGGUCCUUGAUGUGUUGAGAGUCGGAUUUCAGUCCCGUUUUCUACCUGAUCAAUUUUUCGAGCUAUAUCAUUUGAGGUACCUUGCCUUCUGCUACGUGGGUCAUAUUCCUAGAGCAAUAUCAAACCUUCAGUGUCUUCAAACCUUAAUCGUGAAAAAUACUUUUGAUUUGCCGCGUGAAAUUUGGAAUAUGCCGCAGUUAAGACAUCUCAUUACUCUUGGUUAUUGGUGUGAGUUAGAUGAGCUCAGUAUUGCCACUUUAGCUCUAGAAAAUCUGCAAACACUUGGGACAGUGCGCAAUCUCAAAUGUUCUUUAAGUAUCGUCAACAUGAUACCCAAUCUUAAGAAACUGUCCCUCAUUUGUUCUUGGGAUUUCGAAGCCUUACUUUUACACAAUCUGAUGCAUCUGCGUCGACUUGAAAACUUGAACUUGGUACUUGAAAGUUCGUAUGAAUAUACUGGUGUCCCUAAUCUUGUUCUUCCUAGCUCGCUGAAGAAGUUAGCCCUGAUCGGUUGGGGUCGCAACGGCCAUCACCUCAAGAUUGUCUGCCCGUUGCCGAAUCUUGAAGUGCUCAAACUGAGAAAAUUCGAUUUUAAGGAACAAGAGUGGACAGUUGGUGAUCAUGAUUUCCCAAAGCUGCGAUUUCUACUCAUUGAUGAUUCAAAUCUCAAGCAAUGGAACACUGACGGCAGCCACUUUCCGUUGCUCGAACACCUACUGAUUCAUUAUUGCCGACGUCUGAGGGAAAUUCCAGAUAGUAUGGGAGAAAUUCCGACACUGAAGUUGGUUGAGGUCAAGAGAUGUGAGAAAUCCCUAGCGGACUCUGUCAAAUUAAUACAAGAAGAGCAACAAAAUUAUGGAGAUGAUUUUUUUGAAGUUCGUUGUAUUAACUGUUAGCCUAUCAGAAAUCUGCUUUCCCUCGAUUUUUGACAGAAUGCCCACGAGUUCAACGACAUAGUCGAGGCCUUCGGGUGGGAGGACACAUGGUACGUGGGGCCCGCCCCGCGCACGCAUGUCUACAAGAGGGUCUGGACGGCCAACGAAGGUCCCCUGUCGGAGUUCAUAUACUACCACCAGGAGAUG
This is a messenger RNA of Salvia miltiorrhiza (redroot sage), 3332 nucleotides long. Its product is annotated as putative late blight resistance protein homolog R1B-14. The record is from RefSeq and is a predicted model, not a curated record. Bases 792 to 3146 code for a protein of 784 amino acids. NCBI's taxonomy places the organism in Eukaryota, Viridiplantae, Streptophyta, Magnoliopsida, Lamiales, Lamiaceae. Gene Ontology annotation, molecular function: ADP binding. The transcript is spliced from 2 exons. Gene Ontology annotation, biological process: defense response to other organism.